ACCCCUCUCCCGAGAUACUAUUUUAUAUUUUAUUGCGCUGUCAUUAUCUAAAGUUCAAUAGUAGUAUUAUUUUCUUCAUUGUUCGGUUUUAGUUUUAAUAAUAUUAACUACUCUAUUAAGCUUUCUCACUCAUCUGACUUUUAUUACUACCAUUUCUUGUGUGUCAGAAAAUUCACAUAAUAUCCCAUUCUUCAUCUCCAAGAAAAUACCCACAAUCUUCAUUCUUGGGUCAAUACAAUUUAUACAAAAACCUCUGUUUAACACUUUUCCUAUUUUCUUCUGAUGGAUACUUUGGAUGGUUCAGAAAAUGCAAAUAUUUCUCCUACAUCUCCCAAUUCGACCACUUUUGGAGUUCAAUUCAGUCCACUGCGCUUCUUCCAAUCCCCAGUUUCCACUUUACUUGAGUAUUCCGGACUACUUCGGGUCCGACCCGAUAACCCUGAAACGGAGCCUCUUGUAGCUGAUAAUUUUAAUAGCAAUGUUAGUGGAGAUAGUAAUAGUAGUACUGGGGAGGUUUCAAUUAGAAUAACUGAGGUUGAGGAUAGUGGGGAGGGAGAGGGGAGUGGUUCUGUUGAGGAGAGGGAGGGUUCUGGUGUGGACGCGUCCACGGCGCCUACUGUUAGUGCUGAGGAUGAUGAUGAUGCUGGGAGUAAUAAUAGGGAUUCGGCGUACCAAAGAUUUGAUAUACAGCAAGUGGCUAGGUGGAUUGAGCAGAUUCUUCCAUUUUCCUUGCUUCUCUUGUUUGUUUUCAUCCGCCAGCAUUUGCAAG
This is a messenger RNA of Nicotiana tabacum (common tobacco), 769 nucleotides long. The record is from RefSeq and is a predicted model, not a curated record. NCBI's taxonomy places the organism in Eukaryota, Viridiplantae, Streptophyta, Magnoliopsida, Solanales, Solanaceae.